UGAUGAAUGGAUCGGGUGUGCAGACUCUCCUACGCUCUCUUACAUAACAGGAAGUGACAACAUUCACCGUAUGUGUGAAGGGGGUGUGGUAGUGAAGUCAGUAGAAAAAGGUGCUGCCGCUAUUGUGGAGUUUGAGUUGGGGGCACAAGGUACAGCCAACGCGCAGAAACUCAGGUCAAAAUGAAGAGUCUGGUUGGAUAUUGUGUGCUCAUCUUGGCAUUUCUCUUGAGCUGCACAGAACAGGCUGAGAAACAGCAGAGAGCAGUUUCUCCUCAAGGAACAGACUGCACACAGAUUAAGGCUCUCUCACCACGAGCAUCCAGUGGGGUUUAUGUAAUCAAGCCUCCCGGAGUCAAGACACCGUUCAAGGUGUACUGUGAGAUGAGGGCAGACGGAGGCUGGAUGGUGUUUCAGAGGCGCAGUGGAGGAGCGGUUUCCUUCAACAGGAAAUGGGCAGCAUAUAAAAAUGGUUUUGGAGACCUGACACAGGACCACUGGCUUGGUCUGAAGAAGGUUUACUCUGUUACCAAGAAUAAGACCAAGAACUGGAUCAUGAGGGUGGACUUGUUGGACCAUGAAGACGUCAGUGCUUUCGCUGAGUACAAAAACUUUAGACUGGAAAAUGAGAAAGCAGCUUUCAAACUGCAUGUUGGGAAAUACAGCGGAAAUGCAGGUGAUGCCAUCCGUGGUACCUUUCCAGGCAUUGACCAGAACGGGUUCGGUUUCAGCACUAUUGACCGUGACAACGACGGCUGCUCCCCAUGCAUCUUUGGAGACAUUGCUGAAAAUCAGUGUGCCUCUUCAGAGGGUGGUGGUUGGUGGUACAGUCGCUGUGGCUCUGCCAGUCUAAAUGGUGACUGGCAUCCUGCUGGUAACCACAUCGGUUGGGCAUCUGGCCUUUACUGGCACAGCUGGAAAACUACUGCACCUUACUCAGUCAAGGCCAGCAGGAUCAUGAUCAAGUCUGCAUGAGAGGAGCCCACUCAUGUUUAACUUCAUGUUUGGCUUUUGUUGUAGCACAGCAAGAUUGGUAGGUUGUCUUGUUUAUAUCACGCUUCCAGGGUGUUUCUGCCUUUGGAGAUUGUAUAUUUUUUUUCCAAACAUCUUUAUGUCAGUGCAUCAGACAAAGUAACAGUUGAGAAGUAGAUGUGAAAUUGAAAUUGCACCAAAUAAUGUGGAUAUUUGGUCUGUGCCAGUGAAAGACAUUUGAAAUGAUGGAUGCCAGUAAUUUUAUUUACAGACAUCCCCAAAAUUAUUACACACUUAGGAUUUGUUGUUUUACAAAUCAACCAACUUUAGAAAUCUGAAGUCAUUUCAAAAGCAUGGAGGGCUGAAUGCUAUUGCCCAGUCAUAACUGUUUUUAUUUUACUUUGUUACUUUCAGUGUACUAAGUCACUUUGCUCAUAAUUUUGAUUCAUUUGAUGCAGCAAAUUAUAUAUAUACAUAUACUGCACACUUUGUGUAGAUCUUUGCAGUAGUAGUGCUAACAAUUCCCAAAGUUCAUUUAUCUCAUUGUGAAACAUCUAUGUAUAAACUACAUGGUCAUUAAAUGCUUUUGUUUGCAGAA
Lates calcarifer (barramundi perch) is the source of this 1567-nucleotide messenger RNA. Its product is annotated as angiopoietin-related protein 5. The coding region runs from base 181 to 972 and encodes 263 amino acids. The transcript is spliced from 7 exons. Gene Ontology annotation, biological process: Tie signaling pathway; angiogenesis. NCBI's taxonomy places the organism in Eukaryota, Metazoa, Chordata, Actinopteri, Centropomidae. The record is from RefSeq and is a predicted model, not a curated record. Gene Ontology annotation, molecular function: receptor tyrosine kinase binding.